UUGCUAGCCUAGUUAAUAAGCAGUAACAUUACCGCAGAAGACGCAGCAGAAUGAGCCAGCUGCACGAAACCGUGGAGCCCAAUGUGGUCGACGAGGAGAUGCUACGGCAGGCCGUGGAGGAGCAAGGCCCACAGGGUCAGGCUGGACGCAUCGCCAAGGAGGAGGGUAUCCAGUUCGAGGACGUGCGACACCUGCGCCUGGACUUCAGGAACAUCCUGAAGAUUGACCAUUUGUGGCAAUUCAACACGCUGACCAAGCUCCAGCUGGAUAACAACAUUAUUGAGAAGAUCGAGGGGCUGGACUGCCUCACUAACCUGGUGUGGCUAGAUCUGUCGUUCAACCACAUCGAGGUGAUUGAGGGCCUGGACGCUCUGGUGAAGCUGGAGGACCUGAGCCUGUCGGACAACAGCAUCUCUCUGAUCGAAAACAUGGACACUCUCGUCAACCUGCACGUCUUCUCUAUCGGAAACAACCAGCUGUCCCAGCUGGACAAUGUGAUCUACCUCCGGAAGUUUAAGAACCUGAGGUCCCUAAAUCUUUCGGGGAACCCCGUCUCCAAAGACCCGUGCUAUAAGGAGUUCAUUGCAGCCUACCUCCCAGACCUGGCCUACCUGGACUUCCGGAGGCUGGAUAAGGAAACCCGGGAGAAGGCGCUGGCGAAAUACCACUACGCUCUGGAGGAGCGGAUCCACAAUGAGACCCUGGCACUGAAAGCCAUACAGGCCAAGAAGAAGGAGGAGGAGGAACUGCAGCAACACAAGGCGGCCUUCGUGGAGCUUCUGAACGGGCCGCAGCUGUUUGACAGCAUGUACGCAGAGGACACGGAGGCUGACAAGCUGGCCUACCUCCCCGGAGUGUCCCAGCUGGUGGACACCUACAAGAGCCAGAUGAUGGCGCUGUGUGUGCAGCUGUUUGAGCUGGGCCUGGAGCAGCAGCGCACGAGGGACGAGGACGUCAACUGUUUCUUUGAGUGCACAUGUGAGGCCGUGCAGGACAACCAGCAGGUGGCAGCAGACAUGAUCUCAGAUUUUGAGAGGGCCAGGAGGGAUGUCAUGGCGGAGAUGCAGCGGACGACGGACACGCAGACAUUGAUGGCUCAGUUUACCCGCAGCAGCGAGGAGACCCGCCAGCUCCGGGACACCCUCAUGAGCCUGGAGCUAACACUGAGCGACCAGCUGGAGGAUGUCAUCAAGGACUUUGAGAGGAACCUUUCUGACAUGGUCGCAGUGUUCAUCGAAGCCGCCCAGGGGAUAUUCGCGCAGUGCCGGGAUCUGGAGAACCAGCACAAUGAGAAGCUCCUGGAGAUCUCCAUGGCAGUGCUGGAGAAGGCCGCGAAGAACGAGUUGGAGGAGGACACACCGGAUGAAGUUCGAAUGCUGUGUGUGGACAAGGACACAGUGAUCAACGCAGUGGGCGCCUCCCACGACACGCACCUGGUGAAGAUUGACAACCGUGAGGACGAGCUGGUGACCAGGAUCAACAGCUGGUUGACCACACUCAUCAAGUCGAUUCAUGAGGAUGAGGUGGCCCGCAACCGCAAGCGGAUCUCCGAGAUUCACAACUACAUUGACUACGUGAUGGACCAACUGGAAGACAUGAACCCCUCAUGA
Megalops cyprinoides (Indo-Pacific tarpon) is the source of this 1610-nucleotide messenger RNA. It is a transcript of the gene drc3, whose product is annotated as dynein regulatory complex subunit 3. Gene Ontology annotation, molecular function: protein binding. The record is from RefSeq and is a predicted model, not a curated record. Lineage: Eukaryota; Metazoa; Chordata; Actinopteri; Elopiformes; Megalopidae. The coding region runs from base 51 to 1610 and encodes 519 amino acids. The transcript has 12 exons.